Molecule: messenger RNA, 4249 nt
Organism: Puntigrus tetrazona (Sumatra barb)
Lineage: Eukaryota; Metazoa; Chordata; Actinopteri; Cypriniformes; Cyprinidae
Product: trichohyalin-like
Exons: 2
Source: RefSeq, a predicted model, not a curated record
AAAGAGGCUGAGAUUCAGCACGCACACUUGCACGAGAAGAAUGAACUUCAAAACAAACUGCUGGAAGCUGAGAAAGAGAAUGACAGGAUGAGAGGAAAGGUUGAAGAAACUGAAAAAGAGAUGGAUGCAUCACAGCGUAGGUAUGAAGAAGAGGUUGUCUGGCAUAAGCAAGAGAUGGAGAAGAAACUGAAAGAAAGAGACAAUGAAGCUGAAAACAUCUUAAGAGAAAUCGAAAGAGAACAAAGAGAGAGAUUCAGUGAACAAGUAGAGAAGAGAGAGAAAGAGAUGGACAAGCUGAGAGAGGUGAUAGAGAUGAUGACCAAAGAGAUGGAGCAGCUUCGUAUGUCCUAUCAGGAGCAAGUGAAAACAACAGAAGCUGAGAGAGAAAUGCACAGAGGAACCGUUGAGAAAUACAACACACUCAUUGAUAAACUGGUGGGUAAAGAUGAGGAAAUAGAGCGAACGAUGAGAGAAAAAGAAAAGGAGCUGCAUCGAAAUGCUGAAACGCAAGAGAAACUUCAGCAAAAAGAUGAGGAAAUAAUCAAACUAAGACAAAGAGAUCAGGAAAAAGUGCAAGAAAUUGAGACACUGAAGCAAAACAUUACUGAAAAACAGAGGGAUAUAGAGAAGUUAAGAAACACUGUCGAGGCAAAUACUGAAAACCAUGCAGCUGAACUUCAAGUCCUGAAGAAAGAGUUGAAAACUAAAGAAGACGAAAUAGACAAAUUAAAACAAAGAGACCUAGAGAAAAACAAAGACAUUGACAAACUAAAGAAAGACAUUAGCGAAAAACAAACUGAUAUUGAAAGGUUAAAUGACAAUAAUGAAGAACAUGCAGCUCAAAUAAAAUUUGUACAGGAAGAGUUGAAGUUAAAAGAAGAGGAAAUCAAAAAAUUAAGACAAAGAGACCAGGAGAAGGAACGAGAGAUUGACAUGCUUAGGCAAAACAUUAGCGAAAAACAGAAAGACAUUGAAAAGUUAAGAGGCAAUAUUAAGGUACGUACUGAGGAAAGUGCUGCUCAACUCAUGCAUUUAGAGGCAGAGCUGAAAAUAAAAGAAGAUGAAAUAACCAAAUUAAAACAAAGAGACCUGGAGAAAGACACAGAAAUUCACACACUUAAGAAAAACAUUAUUGGCCAACAACAGGACGCUGAAAAAUUAAAAGACAGCAUGCAGACGAAUAUUGAAGAAAGUGCUAUUCAAUUGAAGCAUUUAGAGGAUGAAUUCAAAACAAAAGAUGGUGAAAUAAUCCAAUUAAGAACAAGAGAACUGGAAAAAGAGAGAGAAAUUAACACACUGCAGAAAAACGCUCUUGAAAAACAGAAAGAGGUUGAAAAGUUAAGAGAAUGUAUUCAGGUAUAUAAUCAGGAAAGUGCAGCUAAACUAAAACAUUUAGAGGAAGAACUACAAGCAAAAGAGAGUGAAAUAACCAGAUUACAUCAAAAAGACUUGGAGAAAGAUAAACAAAUGGACACACAGCUGCAAAACAUCAAUGAAAAACAUAGAAGAGAAAUUGAAAAACUGGAAAACGUCAUUCAAGCAAAUACUGAAGAAGCUGCUGCUCAACUAAAACAUCUAGAAGAAGAGAUUGAUGGAAUGAUAGAGGCCUACAAAACAAAGAAUAUGACGAUGGAAGAGGAAAUGGAAAAGACAAACAAACAGCAUGAGGAAACAGAAAGACACUUGGAUGAGCUGAGACAACAGUUCAGGGAAGAGCAAGAAAGAAACAACGCCCUAAAAAACAUGAAUGCAGGACUGGGAAACGAAUUAGAAGAACUGAGGCUCAAAUGUGAAGAUUAUGAGACAGAUCUUCAGACUUCAGUAAAGCACUCUGAGAAACAGACAAAAGAAAUGAAAGGGUUGGAGCAAAAGAUAAAUGAGUUCAAACAGCUACUGGAAGAGAAAGAGAGCGAUACGCAAGACAUGAAGGCAUAUUAUGAGAAAAAACUAAGAGAAAGGCACCAAGAGCAUGAGGUGAAAGAGAUAGAGAGAGAACAAGAGCUUCACAGGAGAGAGAGAGAGCUAGAAAAGAAGGAAGAGAAGUUAGCGCAAAGCAAACAAGAUUUGGAAACUAGAGAGGAUGAAAUGAAUAGGCGAGAACUGGAUUUGGAAGAGCAGAUGUACAAGAUAAGAGAAGAGGAGAAGAAUCUAGAAAACGAGAGUCAGAAUAACAAACGUCUGGCUGUAGAUCUGGUGCGAAAGAGAGAGGAGAUUGAGAAGAGAUCAGAAGAGUUUAUAGAUAGAGAAGAAAAUUUAAAGGCACAGGAACAGCAGAUAAAAUUUAAAAGGGAUGAGCUACAAGCUACUGAGAAGAUAUUGGAGACCAAGGAAAAGGAAUUACAAGAUCAGACUGAAAAGCAGGAGAAAAAUAUGGCAAACAUUAGACAGCAGAUGGAGAGGAGAGAACAAGAGCUGCUGGAAACAGAGGCGAAUUUUAUUAAAGAGCAACGCAAGCUUAAGGAAGAAGAAAAAUCUUUGGAGAUGCUCAGAACGCAUCUGGAAACUAGAGAGAAAGAACUUAAUAGACGAGAGCAGAUGUGGGAGGUGAAAACCCAAAAGCUUUCAAAGAUCUCGGAGGAAUUCGAAAAUAACAAACACAACAUGAAGAAAUGGCAAGCUGAGCUGAGUAAUAAGGAAUGCGAUCUUCUGAUAAAAAUAAAUGGACUGCAGGUAAAGGAGCAGGAACUUGUCCAGAGGGAGCAGGAGCUCGCACUCAAAGGUCAAAGGUUGAUGGAGCAACAUCGAGAUAUGGAGGAUAAGCAGCAAAACCAAGCAGCUUCAUUUGAUGAACGCGACCUGGAGCUUGAGAGCAUGAGAGAAGCGUUAGGAAAAAAGGAGCAAGAGCUGAUACAAGGCGAGGAAGCUCUUUCUCAAAGAGAGGAGAAGCUGAAGAGUGAAGAAAUCUACUUGGAGAAAAGACAGCAAGUCAUGCAAAAUAGGGAACAAAUGCAUGAAGACACGUUGCGCAGUCUGAAGGAACAGCAGGAUGUUUUGAAAAACAGAGAAUGUUCUUUAGAUACCAGAGAGACAGAACUGCGCCAACGUGAAUCAGAGCUCACUAUUAGAGAUAAUAACAUGAUGGACAAACACAAACUUCUGCAGAACCAAGACUUAGAUCUGGAAAAGAAGGCAAGUGCUGUAGAGCUCCUAAAAACAACACUAGAUGGAAGAGAAAAAGAGCUUGAAGAACGUCAAAACCAACUGGACAGCAAAAUGCUGGAGAUAAAUAGUGAACAAGACAAGAUGAAAAGGAAGCGAGAGGAACUUGAAAAAUGGGAGAAGUAUUUGUAUAACACAGAGCUCAAAGAGAUACAGAAAGAGUCUUUCUCGGGGCAUCAGCGAUUGACAAACAGCACUGAAUCAAAUGGGAACGCCGGAGAUACAAGAAGUGAAGAGCGAAUGGAGUUGGAAAACAACAGAUCGGUGAAGAACCAAAGGGUUAAACAAAUACCGGAGUCCAAGCAAAAAGAGGAAGCUGGUGAAAAUGACAAUUCUGAUGGCGAAAGUGAGGAAGACUUCUUUGAAUCGUCAAGCGCCAGUUUCCAAGCUACUUUGCAUACACCCUGGCCUGCAUCUGAGCUAAGGCUGAUGCUUUUAGGAGACUCCUGGUCAUCCCGUCACCCAGCGAGAUGCACCGUCGUGGGGCCUGAUGCGGACAGAAGCAACCCUUGGAAGGGAGAGAUAUCCGGCAGACGUCUCACGAUCGUAGAGCCUCAGGGCCUGAAAUGGAGAUCUGGAUCUGAAAGUAAAGACACCUUUAGUCAAAGUAUUCCUCUGUGUCAUCCUGGACCACACGCCUUCAUCCUGGUGAUUCCCGCUUACGUGUCCUUCACUGGUCAGUACAGGCACGCAGUCGAACGUACUAUGUCCGUGAUAGGAAAAGCAUCAUGGAGGCACACUAUUAUUCUGCUCACCUGGGGGGAAACAUUAAGAGAGAGCAUCCAGCAGCACGUGAAGAGAAACAGCAACCUGGAGAAGCUGGUUCGAAAGUGUGGGAACAGGUGCCAUGUGCUUAACAAUGGACACCGGGAAUCUGAUGUGGUGAAGCUGCUGGAGAAGGUUGAGGAGAUGCUGGAAGGAAACAAUGGACAAUACUACAAACUGGAUUGAAAAAUAAUAAAAAGGUUUUAAACUGUGAAUGAUAUUUAAAUUGUGGGAAAGACAAAACAUUGUCUUGAAAUUCUUUGCUUUAAGCAUUAUUUAUGUGUUUAGCAGCACCUAAAUGUGAAAAUAAACCAUUUUCAAAUGA